Messenger RNA from Astyanax mexicanus (Mexican tetra), 2569 nucleotides. It is a transcript of the gene xrcc6, whose product is annotated as X-ray repair complementing defective repair in Chinese hamster cells 6. Lineage: Eukaryota; Metazoa; Chordata; Actinopteri; Characiformes; Acestrorhamphidae. Bases 528 to 2357 code for a protein of 609 amino acids. Gene Ontology annotation, cellular component: nucleus; Ku70:Ku80 complex. Gene Ontology annotation, molecular function: double-stranded DNA binding; telomeric repeat DNA binding; damaged DNA binding. The transcript has 12 exons. The record is from RefSeq and is a predicted model, not a curated record. Gene Ontology annotation, biological process: double-strand break repair via nonhomologous end joining; cellular response to X-ray; cellular response to gamma radiation.
CCAACGCGUAUAGCGAAUGUUUCAUACAUUAGUUUUUCUGUAUCGUUUUAGAGCGUGAAAUAAUGCACCUGUAGUGCCGCUGAGUACAGAGUAUUCCCUCUUUCAGUCUAAACUGUACUGCUAGGUCUGUAGAUAUAUUCCACAGGUUUGUUUAUAGUUAUAGUUUCAUUAUUUACCGUCCAUGUUCAGACAUGUCCGUGAACACGAGGUGGUCACGCCUACUUACAAAUCCGAUUGGUCCUUUUUUUGUUCCUGAUUGGUUGUUAGGUUCCUUCACUCGCGUCUAUUGGACGAGAGCGCAGUCACUCAAACUUUGGCGCUUUAGCUCAGGCAGUGAGCGGUGUUUCUGCAGUCGUGCUGCUAACAGUUAACUUAAGUUAUUAAGAGCGGAGUUUCUUUACGUUCAGCAGCUGCUACAGUAUAAAUAAAGCGCUGAUUUAUGCUUUAGGCUGCUAGUUUGUGUUUAUACUCGCUUCCUGCGGUAUUGAGGUUUGUUUAGGCUGCUGGUUAAAGCGGUAGUUUGAAGAAUGGCCGAUUGGGACGCCUAUUAUCACAACGAAGAUGAUGAUGUUGAACAAGAAGAGGGAGAAGAAUCAGCAGGUGAUUAUAAAUACAGUGGGCGUGACAGCUUGGUGUUCCUCGUGGAUGCGUCCAAGGAAAUGUUUGUCAAGGGUGAAGAUGGAGAACCUUCCAACUUUGACAUGACCAUGCAGUGUGUGCGCAAUGUUUACACCAGUAAAAUCAUAAGCAGCGACAAAGACCUGGUAGCGCUGGUCUUUUAUGGAACCGAGCAGAGCAAGAACCCUAGAAACUCCUUUAAACACGUCUACGUCUUUCACGAUCUGGAUUCUCCUGGUGCCCAACGGGUGCAAGAUAUAGACAAGCUUCGGGGGGAUAAAGGAGCUCAGCAGGCUGCCGAGACUAUGGGCAGUGGGGAGACGUCUCUUGGAGAUGCUCUGUGGUGUUGCUCAAACCUAUACAGCGACAUUAAGCUACGGUUGUCUCACAAACGGCUCAUGAUUUUCACCUGCAGAGAUGACCCUCAUGGAAGAGACAGUGCACGAGACAGACAGGCCCGCACUAAGGCUGCUGACCUCAAGGAGACAGGAGUGGUCAUAGAUUUGAUGCACCUUAUGAAGCCUGGAGGAUUUGAUGUUUCCUUGUUCUUUUGUGACAUUGUGAGCCCUCCUGAGGAUGAGAGUGAGCUGGGAAUGCAGCUAGAGGCUUGUGGGAAACUUGAGGACCUGCAGAAGAGGGUCAGAGCUAAAGAGAUGAAGAAGAGGGCUCAGAGUAGACUGACUCUUUCUCUGGGAGAUGGGAUGAACGUGGCUGUGGGUGUAUAUGUGUUGGCGAGGACAGCCACCAAACCCCCGGCUGUCAGGCUGUACAGAGAAACCAACGAGCCUGUCCGAACCAAAACCCGUCUCUUCCACACACAAAAUGGAAGCCUUCUUCUUCCCAGUGAUACCAAGAGAGCCCAGGUUUAUGGAAACAAGCAAAUUGUGAUGGAGAAGGAUGAGGUGGACGAGAUUAAAAAGUUUGAUGACCCAGGUAUGGUCCUGAUAGGGUUCAAGCCGAUGGAUCGUUUGAAACGUCACCACCACAUACGACCUGCACUUUUCAUAUAUCCCGAGGAAGAUCAAGUCACAGGCAGUUCCUGUGUGCUGACAGCUCUGCUCCAGAGAUGCAGUGAAAGGAACGUGUUUGCAUUGUGCAAAUACACUCCACGACGCAACACUCCACCUCGUUUUGUGGCCUUGGUACCUCAGAGAGAGGUCUUGGAUAACAGUCAGGUCCAGGUUGCUCCAGCAGGGUUUCAUGCCAUUUUCCUACCCUAUGCUGAUGACAUACGCACCUUGGAUGCCCAUGUGGGCCCCACAGCCUCUGAUGAACAAGUUGACAAGAUGAGAGAGAUCGUUCACAAACUUCGCUUUAAAUACAGGAGUGAUGCAUUCGAAAAUCCAGUUCUGCAGCAGCACUACAGGAAUCUGGAGGCCCUAGCCUUGGAUAUGAUGGCCCCUGAAGCUAUUGAGGACUUUACAAUGCCAAAGGUCCAGAUGAUGGAUGAGCGCCUUGGCCCUCUAGUUCAAGAGUUCAAAGAUUUGGUCUAUCCAGCUGAUUAUAACCCAGAAAGCAAGCCUGCAGCCAAACGCAAACCAGCUGAGACUGGAGGUGGUGCUGAAAAGAAGCCAAAACUUGAGGUCUCUGAAGAGGAGCUACGUGCCCAUGUGCAAAAGGGCACACUGGGCAAGCUGACCGUACCUGUGCUGAAAGAUGCCUGCAAACAAUUCGGAGUACGAACCACAGGCACCAAAAAACAAGAACUUAUAGAUGCGUUAGUCGCACAGCUCUCUUAACUAAACUGGUGUAGAGGUGGUUAUAGAGUAGCUUUUACCUGCAUCGGUAACAAACUGUGCAUUUUUUUUUUGUAACAUCAUGUAUAAUGUGGUGUAAGAAAUGGAAAAUACUAUUACACAAUACAAAAUUUGUUUAUGCUGUCAUUAUGGUUUGAAAGACUGUAAAACUCUACCUUUAUACUAUAAUUAAAACAUGCUUUUCUUUAAAAAAA